AUGUCUCGCAACGUUCGCAAAAAAGUCACUACGCCCAAGCGUCCCAAGCGCCGAGACUCCGACACCACCUCGGCUUCCUCCUUUGAUCUUUCAGACGACGACGGCUACUCUGCCGUCGAAGACAUUACCGACUCGGAAGACGAUGACGAGGACGAUGUCGACGCGGUCGAGGAGGAGAAUAUCCGUACAGAAGCCACCGAUGAGCCUCUGACCUCUCCUCGACCGCCCACCGACGACGGCAACGAAGAAGACGAUGAUGAAGCCUCGGACCAGGACGUCGAAAUUGAAAUCGAGUUGUCUGUCGAUGGCAACCUCGACCUCGAUGACGCCGACGAACAGACCAGCUGGGCCGGCAUCGUCUCAGAUGCCGAUGACAAUCAACUCUCCGACUUUUACAACGACGCCAGCGCCUUUGCCUCGGACACGGCUGUCGAGCGUCAUGUUCACUUUGAUGUCCCCUCCAGCGACUCGGACUCUACCGACACCGAAGAUGACGACCAUGGUGAUCUCUUUCCCGACAUUUUCGUUUCUCAAAAUUCUCUGGACCCCGCUUUUCGCAGAGAAAUUGAAAACGACCCUGACGACGGCUCCUCCGACUCUGGUACCUUUUGGGACUACUCUGCCCAGCAUCACGACAACAACGACAACGACGACUCCGACGCCGAGGAAAUCGUCCGCCAGUUUUCAGACGAUGAGACCCCCACCGCCACUCCCCACAAGCACAUCAAGUCCGAGGACAUGACACCCACCUUUCCUGGCGUGCAGGACCUCGACGGCUAUGAAACGGAUGGUGACACCACGGAAGACGACACGCCAGAGCCCCCUGUACGCAGAAAGACGAGGCGUCCCUCUGUUGCCAUCAGUGAAAUGACCGACUCUGAGUCGGAGCCCGUAAAGAACCAGCGCGGCCAACCUCGCCUCGGCCGCUUCAAGCUGGACCGUUCCGACAAGAAGCCCAUUGCCGUCCUAAAUCCCCUCACUCGCAAAAUGAUGAUCUUCACCCCGCAUCGCCGUCACCAGCUCGACCUGUCACCUGAGCAGUUCAAUUUUCCCUGGCCCAUGGAAGAUCCCAACACUCCUCUUAUGAGCAACUCUGCCAACAUGAUGCUGAGUGCCAUGUUCUCCUCCAACACCUUUGGUGACUUUGUCAACCCGCAGACCAUGGGACCCGCUGAAGCCUUUUUCCCCUUUCCCACCGAGGCUGCUGCCGAGGGAAGUUCCUCUAGCAUAGAAGGGGAUGACGACGAUGCUGAGAAGAACUUGGAUAUCAGUGACUUCAUCACCUGGGACGAAGGCGGCUCCUCGGGCGAGGAAGACGAGAAUGGCAACUGGCAGCCCUCGUCGACUCCCCUCCGCCCCACGACGGCCUCGAGCGAAAUCGAGGUUCUCUCCCACCUCAACUCGGAGACGGUCGGCGCCUUUCGCCGCAACCAGAUUAACCAGCAGUUGAUUCUGAGCAACCAGGCUACGCAAGACUCGCUAGCCUUUAGCGGACCCUACAACUACACAGCCAUCAAGGGUCUCAAGUCGGACCGCUUUGACACGGCCGGCAUUCCGCUCACGCCGAUCCGCCGCCACAAGAAGCACAUGAGCGACCGCAGCCCGCUGGAGAAUGCGUCGGCCAAGCGCAAAGCCUCGGGUGAUCACGCCACCAAUGGCCACAAGCGACACCGCAGCAUCUCGGAUGUCAACAUGCUACGAAUCUAG
Messenger RNA from Akanthomyces muscarius, 1707 nucleotides. RefSeq lists its product as uncharacterized. Bases 1 to 1707 code for a protein of 568 amino acids. Lineage: Eukaryota; Fungi; Ascomycota; Sordariomycetes; Hypocreales; Cordycipitaceae. The record is from RefSeq and is a predicted model, not a curated record. The transcript is spliced from 2 exons.